Messenger RNA from Didymodactylos carnosus, 1257 nucleotides. NCBI's taxonomy places the organism in Eukaryota, Metazoa, Rotifera, Eurotatoria, Philodinida, Philodinidae. The record is from the annotation of a GenBank genome assembly.
AUGCGAUUCCGAGGAUACACGUUAGGAGUAAAAUUUGAUGGAAAAAAGGCUUCGGCCAUUUUAGAGUUAUUUACAAUGAAUGAAACUACUAUACGUCCAGUAAGAGAAAAAUCAAGCUUAAAUAAUAAUGCUUCUAUGAUUGUUAAAACAGAUUUUACGUCUUUAUUAACUGAUUAUAAAUCAAAUCAAAGACAGUAUAACGAUCGAAUUCAGUCAUUGGAGCGUGAAAUGACAAUGUUAAAAACAGAAGUUAAAAAUGCAUUCUCAUCACAAUCUUUGCAAGGCGCAGAUAAUGAAUUAAGUAAUACAUAUACAACAAAGAUUCCACGUUCAUCUCAUAAGCACGAGAAGCAUGUACAUCAUCAACAUCACCAAAAUGAAGGACAAUCAGCCUCAGUCGUCACUUCCUCUCCUCAUUCAGCUCGAAUAACGAGUUCAUCGAGAAUACCCUUACCAAUCAAAUCAGCACGUAAAUUAUCUCAUGAUGAAACUUCCAAUCAAAUAACACGUAAAUCAAAUCAGUAUGAUAUUUCUAAUGCUCAUUCACUUGAUGGUCCAUUUUCACGUGUCUUACCACAGUUACCCUCGAGAAGCAAAAGUUUUCAUAGUAUAGAUCGAAAAUCAAAUACUAAUCAGUCUACAACAUCCUCUAAUACAACACUACAAAAGUCAUCAACAACUACAAAUAUUUCAAAUAAUAACUUUAAUCAGCAGUCGUCAGCAGCAAUGGAUGAAGCAAAUCUAAUGCGCUCCUAUAAAACCUACCUUGAACAAAUAUUGAAAAAGGAUCAUCAGGAUGGACAAUUAUCAGAAUUACGAAUACCAAAUUAUACUUGUAUCGAAGAUGUCAUUAGAGCAAAUGAGGCAAUUUUGGAGAAUGAUCGUUUACGAUCUGAAUUAAAUCGGUUAAAAACCGAAAGUAUACUCCUUUUACGAACAAUGAAGUUAAAUGGUGCUGAUAAUAUUGGUAAUGACAAAAUUAGUGCUGAACGAGAACGUCAAGAAUUGGUUAUGGAAUUAUCUCGUCAAGUGGAAGAAAAUAAACGUUUAAGAAAGUCUCUUUUAGCUCAAUCAGCUAAAUAUUUAACAUUAAGACAAACUAGUGCCACAUUGUCAAAUGAUGAUCACAGAAUAACGCCGGAUUCUCUGUAUCAACAACAAGAAAAAACAAAUACAAAGCCGAGUUCAAAAUUAGUUAAUAUGAGUAAUUCCAAUAAUGUUAGUCUAAAUCGUGCAAAGACUUUCUAUCAUUCAUAA